Messenger RNA from Malaya genurostris, 8269 nucleotides. It is a transcript of the gene l(3)80Fj, whose product is annotated as stalled ribosome sensor GCN1. The record is from RefSeq and is a predicted model, not a curated record. The transcript has 5 exons. The coding region runs from base 103 to 8076 and encodes 2657 amino acids. NCBI's taxonomy places the organism in Eukaryota, Metazoa, Arthropoda, Insecta, Diptera, Culicidae. Gene Ontology annotation, cellular component: cytosol. Gene Ontology annotation, molecular function: protein binding; protein kinase regulator activity. Gene Ontology annotation, biological process: regulation of translation; cellular response to amino acid starvation.
GAUGUCCAGUUGUCAAUUUUUGCAUUGUCUUGUGCUUCUUGCGUUUUCUUGUGCAAGUCUGUAAUACAAAUCGACCGGAGAAAAACUUUUUUCUUGAGAAAAAUGGCAGAUGCUGAGCUUGCAAAAGCAUUGAAGGACUUGCCGAAUCGGGUUUUGAACGUGAGCGUCGAGGAACGUCCCGAAUUGUUCCGGAAUGUGAUAGCCGUACUGCCCAAUCCAGGUAUCAACGCUACCAUCGUUCGGGGAAUUUGCAAAGUGAUUGGAACGACUCUAACCAAAUUCAAAGACCCGUCGUCGCAGGCACUGGUUCGCGAGCUUAUUGUUGCGUUGCUAAAAGAACAUCCCGAUUUGUCAUACGAGCACUUGAACAAUGUACUGAAAGCGCUGGUUACGAAAGAUCUAGCGGCGGCACCACCUCUGAAAGGGGCACAAGCUGCCGUCCUAGCUUUGGGAUGGGCAAAUCUGGUUGCAUUACAUGGAAACCAUGAAUCCGAUGUCGGCAAGAAGGAGUACCCCAAGCUAAUCGAAAAUCAGGCUGGUUUGUAUCAGUUGUCACUGACGUCCGGCAUUCAGAAAAUAUCCGACAAAGCGUACAGCUUUUUGCGGGAAUUUUUCGGUGAAAAGGAUGAUUUGGAAAAGGUUUAUUUUGCUAAAUUACUCACGAUGGAACCUUCCAGUUCGGUAGUCCUUCUCCUAUCGGCUAUAUUGAGGUAUUGUAAAGAAGAGCAUGACAAUCUUACGUUACUGGAUCAGAACAAGGCAAAAUUACUAGAUUAUAUAGUGAAAGGGUUGAUUACGGUUAAAACUAAACCGCAUGCAAGCGACAUCGUCGGUUGUUCGAUCUUGUUCAGUGCCUUCAGCAAAGAAGAAUUCAAAGCCAGCAUUUUACCGGCACUGCAGCGAUCCAUGCUACGUUCGCCGGAAGUAAUUCUACGAGCCGUAGGUGCCAUUGUCGGCGAAAUUCAGGCCGAUAUAAGCGACUUUGCACUGGAUAUCGGCAAAACGCUGGUGCAGAAUUUAGCCUCCAAGGAUGAAACCGUUCGCAAUGAAGCUACCGAGUCGUUGAAGCAGAUAGCGAUGAAAUGUGCUGCUCCGAAAGCCAUUGAGACGUUGCUGAAAGAGGUGUUUGCCAUACUGAAUGGAACGGGUGGAAAGAUUACGAUGGUUGAGCUGCGGAUUAAUUUGUUGCAGGGUGCCGGUAAUCUGAGCUACCAUAAAAUUGACUCCGAAGAGGUUCAGUCGCUCAUGUCGGCCGUUACCGACCAUUUCACCAAAGCGCUGGAGACUGAACUGCAAGAGAAAGCGCUUUGUCAUGCACUGGAAAUGUUUGGCCAUUGGUCGAUUUAUUUCCGUGGAGAGAUUCCCGCUAAAAUCGUUCAAACAUUCAAAAAGGGAUUGGAGGCAAAAUCACCGGUGCUGCGGACAAGUUAUUUGCAAUGGUUUCUUGCCUGUUUGGAGAAUGGAACGCUACCCAGUGGAAGUGAUUUCACUGCUGCCCUGUCAAAGAUAGUGGAGAAAGCUGCUCAGAAUCCCACACAGACUCCGGCGGUUUCCGAAGGAGUAGGCGCUGCUUGCAUCAUUCUGGUGACCAAUCCUAAAGUUAGCGAUCAGCAGAAAGAUUUUUGGAACGUAGUUCUAGACAUGAACAAAAAGGUUUUUCUGGGAGAAAAAUUUCUUGCCAAUACCGCAGCCGAGACACUUUGCUACGUGAUGCUAUUCUGUGAACAACUACUGCUCAAUCAUUUGGAAGAGCUUAAGGGUUCCUCGGAUGCUCUUUUCAAAACGGUAAUAUACUGCGUGAAUUCUUCCCACAAAAAAGUUCGCAAAUAUUGUUUACCUCGGCUAAGGAAAAUUGUCAACAGUUCGAAUGGCAUCAGUUUGGCGAAAAGUCUGCUUCAAACGUUAAUCACUUUUGUAGAAAGUACGAAAAUUCUUAACGAAGGCGAACAGGAAGAAGGAGGCAUUCCGGCUCAGGCAUUGGUGGAUACCAUCAAAACCACUACUGAAAUUGACUCCAUUCAGAGUGCAAACUCGCAAAUAAUAGCACUCAGCGCCCUGCUCUGUACGCACCAUCCGGCAGCCAUCUCGGUGCAAUCCGACCUGUGGGAAUCGAUUCUGCAGCGUUACGAAUUGAACGGAAAGUAUUUCAUCUCGAUGAAUUCUGUCGCCAUCAAGGAGUGUUUCUUCGACGGCUACAAAGCUACUGCCAUGUACGAAAAUACGUUGGCCACACUAGCGCGCAUCAGCCCGGAAACGGUUCUGCCGGUGCUGGUGAAAAAUGUGACAAAUCAACUGAAUAACUCACGGAUGUCCAAUGUCAGUGACGAAGAGUAUUUUACCUAUUUGACACCGGAUGGAGAGUUGUACGAUAAAAGUGUGAUACCGAACUCGGACGAGCAGAUGAACACUGCCCAUUUGAAGCGAGAGAACAAAGCUUACAGCUACAAGGAACAACUGGAAGAGCUCCAACUCCGCGGAGAAAUUGAGGAAAAGCGUCGCAAGGAAGGUAAAUCCAAACCGCCCCAGCUAACACCGAAGCAGAAGGAAGCGAUCGAAAAGCAAACGGAAAAGGAAAAGGCCAUCAAAGCCCGGCUCCGGGAGCUGAACAAUAUCAUCGCGACGCUAAUCUCGCAGAUCGAGGGUGCCAUCAAGGGAACCCCCCGGCAUCUGUCGUUGUUUUUCCCGACCUUGCUACCGGCUAUUCUGCGUGUUUUUUCUUCCCCACUAGCGGCUCCUUCCAUGGUUAAGCUGUAUCUGCGCUUGAUGGAUACCUGUUUCUGCGGUGAUUUGACCGAGGUGGGUCGUGAUUUGGCCGUGGCCACGGUUCGACUGAGUAAACCGCACUGUGACUUAGAGGAGAGUUGGUGUACUGCCAACUUGGUCGAGUUGGUUAGCGAUAUUCUGGUGUCGCUUUACGACGAAACGAUCGAUAAGUACAAUGUACACAUUGACGAGGAAAAAGCGAAGAAUUAUUUGCUAAACGCCCCUGCCUUCAGCUAUACGUUCGAGUUUCUGAAAAGGGCUUUGAUUACGCCGGAGGCGGGUAAGGAUGAGAGUUUGCUGAUCAAUGGAAUACAGAUUAUUGCCUAUCAUGCGCAACUGAAGGGUGAUACAGUGGACGGGAUGGAUUUUGAGGAUUUGUACCAUCCGAGAUAUAUGCCUAGACUGGAUAUGUUGAAGCUGUUGUUGCGUUUGAUCCAGCAAAAUCGUGGAAGAAUUCAGACACAGGCAGUAGCUGCUUUGCUGGAUGUUGCUGAGAGUAGUUCGGGAAAAGAGUACACGGCUCGGGCAGACCACAGCGAGGUUGAAUGUUUGCUGGUAGCCCUGCAGGACGAGUUGGAUGCGGUUCGUGACGUGGCUUUACGAGCGCUGGCAAUCAUGAUCAAUGUUCUCCCGUCGAUCACGGACGAUUACGAACUAGGGUUGAGAUUGACCAGGAGACUAUGGGUAGCGAAGCAUGACAUAUGUCAGGAUACCAGAGAGCUAGCGGAAAAUUUGUGGAUUCAGGGCAACUUUGAAGUACCCAUCGUAAUGGCAGACGAACUUAUGAAGGACAUCAUUCACCCAGAGCCGUGCAUUCAAAAGGCAGCAUCGUAUGCUUUGGUUUCCAUUCUGACCGAGGACUCUUCCAUUAUCGACAGUAUUGUGGAACAACUAUUGGAAAUUUAUCAGGAAAAAUUGACAAUGAUUCCGGCGAAAUUGGAUCAAUUUGAUCGUGAGAUCGAACCAGCCAUUGAUCCCUGGGGACCACGGAGAGGGGUUUCGAUUGCUCUCAGUCAGAUUGCACCGUUUUUAACGACCGAACUGGUGAACAGUUUGACACAGUUUAUGGUAUCAACGGGACUACGGGAUCGUGAAGAAAUCGUACAUAAAGAAAUGUUGGCUGCUUCACUGGCAAUAGUCGAACACCACGGCAAGGAAAGUGUGUCCUAUCUGCUGCCGACGUUCGAAGAGUUCCUGGAUAAGGCACCGAACAAUAGCGACUACGACAACAUCCGUCAAGCGGUGGUUAUUUUGAUGGGCUCGCUGGCUCGACACUUGGAUCGCGACGAUGAACGCAUUCAACCGAUCGUUAAUCGGCUUCUGUCGGCGCUUUCGACGCCAUCCCAGCAAGUGCAGGAGUCGGUUGCCAACUGUAUUCCUCAUCUGAUUCCGUCCGUAAAAGACCAGGCCCCGCAAAUGGUAAGAAAACUGAUGCAACAGCUGGUGAAGUCGGAAAAAUAUGGCGUUCGAAAGGGAGCUGCUUACGGUAUUGCUGGCAUUGUGAAAGGACUUGGCAUCCUGUCUCUCAAACAACUCGACAUCAUGACGAAACUUACCAAUCACAUCCAGGACAAGAAGAACUACAAGUGCCGGGAGGGGGCACUAUUCGCUUUCGAAAUGCUGUGCGCCACUUUGGGUCGUUUGUUUGAACCGUACAUUGUUCACGUGUUGCCUCAUCUGCUCCAGUGCUUCGGAGAUUCUUCCUCCUACGUUCGGGAAGCAGCGGACGAGUGUGCCAAAACGGUUAUGGCUAAGCUGUCGGCUCAUGGAGUAAAGUUGGUGCUACCCUCGCUGUUGAAUGCACUGGACGAAGACUCGUGGCGUACGAAAACUGCUUCGGUCGAGUUGCUCGGUGCAAUGGCAUUCUGUGCUCCGAAACAGCUAUCCUCUUGUCUACCGAGCAUCGUUCCGAAACUGAUGGAAGUGUUGGGAGACUCACACAUUAAAGUCCAGGAAGCGGGUGCGGAUGCUCUGCGCGUGAUCGGCAGUGUAAUUAAAAAUCCCGAAAUUCAAGCGAUUGUUCCCGUAUUGCUGAAGGCUCUGGAAAAUCCAUCUUCGAAAACAUCCGCCUGUCUGCAGAGUCUGUUGGAAACCAAAUUUGUUCACUUCAUCGAUGCUCCCUCGCUUGCUCUGAUUAUGCCCGUGGUUCAGCGAGCCUUCAUGGACCGGUCAACGGAAACUCGCAAGAUGGCAGCACAGAUCAUUGGAAAUAUGUACUCACUGACGGAUCAGAAAGAUCUUACCCCGUAUCUACCGAACAUCAUUCCCGGUUUGAAGACUUCCUUGCUGGAUCCGGUACCGGAGGUUCGUGCCGUUUCGUCGCGUGCCCUCGGAGCAAUGGUCAAGGGAAUGGGCGAAUCUUCGUUCGAAGAUCUGCUGCCGUGGUUGAUGCAAACUCUCACGUCCGAAAGUAGCAGCGUUGAUCGAUCCGGUGCCGCCCAAGGACUGUCGGAGGUUGUCGGUGGACUGGGCGUUGAAAAGCUUCACAAGUUGAUGCCGGAGAUCAUUGCCACGGCGGAGCGAACCGACAUCGCUCCGCACGUGAAAGACGGUUACAUUAUGAUGUUCAUCUACAUGCCGAGUGCAUUUCCGAAUGACUUCACCCCGUACAUUGGACAGAUCAUAAAUCCGAUUCUGAAGGCGCUCGCCGACGAGAAUGAAUACGUGCGGGAUACUGCGCUGAAGGCCGGUCAACGAAUUGUGAAUCUGUACGCGGAAUCGGCCAUCGCUUUGUUGCUACCGGAACUCGAGAAGGGCUUGUUCGACGACAACUGGCGUAUUCGGUACAGUUCGGUACAGUUGUUGGGUGAUUUGCUGUACAAAAUUUCCGGUGUUUCUGGAAAGAUGACCACACAGACCGCUUCCGAAGAUGACAACUUCGGAACGGAGCAAAGCCACAAAGCGAUCAUCAGGAGUUUGGGUGGCGAACGCCGAAACCGAGUGUUGGCAGGGUUGUACAUGGGUCGUAGUGAUGUUUCACUGAUGGUUCGACAGGCGGCCUUGCAUGUCUGGAAGGUGGUAGUAACGAAUACCCCUCGAACUUUGCGCGAGAUUUUGCCCACGUUGUUCAGUUUGUUGUUGGGAUGUUUGGCCAGUACGAGCUACGAUAAGCGGCAGGUGGCCGCUAGAACGCUGGGAGAUCUAGUCCGAAAACUAGGGGAACGUGUUCUACCGGAAAUCAUUCCCAUUUUGGAGAAGGGCUUGAAUUCAGAUCAAGCCGAUCAACGACAGGGUGUCUGUAUUGGUCUCUCGGAAAUCAUGGCGUCUACGUCGAGGGAUAUGGUGCUAACUUUCGUCAACAGUUUAGUUCCAACGGUUCGGAAAGCCCUGGCAGAUCCUCUCCCAGAAGUACGUCAAGCCGCUGCCAAGACGUUUGACUCCUUGCACGCAACCGUAGGAUCUCGAGCUUUGGACGAUAUUCUACCGUCUAUGUUGGAAAGUCUCUCCGAUCCGGAUCCCGAUGUUGCCGAAUGGACUUUGGAUGGUCUUCGUCAAGUUAUGGCCAUCAAAUCUCGUGUCGUUCUGCCAUAUCUCAUUCCGCAGUUGACGGCCAAUCCGGUUAAUACGAAAGCACUUUCCAUUUUGGCGUCCGUUGCCGGGGAAGCCCUUACUAAAUAUCUACCGAAAAUCCUACCGGCUCUUUUGUCGGCCCUCGCAGCUGCCCAGGGAACUCCGGAAGAAGCUCAAGAGCUGGAAUAUUGUCAAGCUGUCAUCCUAUCGGUUAGUGACGAAGUGGGAAUCCGCACCAUUAUGGAUACCGUUAUGGAAUCUACCAAAUCGGAAAAUCAAGGAACUCGAAAAGCGGCUGCCACACUCCUCUGUGCUUUCUGUACCCAUUCUCCGGGAGAUUACUCCCAAUACGUUCCUCAAUUGCUCCGCGGAUUGCUGCGACUUCUUGCGGACUCUGAUCGAGAUAUUCUGCAGCGUUCGUGGGAUGCUCUUAAUGCCGUUACCAAAACUCUAGAUUCAGCUCAGCAAAUUGCUCACGUAACGGACGUUCGUCAAGCAGUCAAGUUCGCCAGCAGUGAUCUGAAAGGUACGGAACUACCCGGUUUCUGUCUACCGAAAGGUAUCACACCACUCUUGCCGGUAUUCCGUGAAGCUAUUCUCAAUGGUUUACCCGAGGAAAAGGAAAAUGCCUCUCAGGGUUUGGGAGAAGUCAUUCAAUUGACAUCGCCGACAUCACUGCAACCUUCUGUUGUUCACAUCACCGGACCAUUGAUUCGUAUCCUCGGAGAUCGGUUCAAUGCUGGCGUUAAAGCCGCAGUUCUCGAGACUCUGGCUAUUCUACUGCAUAAGGUUGGCAUCAUGUUGAAACAAUUUCUGCCUCAACUGCAAACUACAUUCCUCAAAGCAUUGCACGAUCCCACCCGAAUUGUCCGGAUCAAGGCAGGUCACGCACUGGCAGAGUUGAUUGUAAUACACACCAGACCGGAUCCAUUGUUCAUCGAAAUGCACAACGGUAUUAAGAAUGCAGACGAUUCGGCUGUUCGGGAAACGAUGCUGCAAGCUCUGCGUGGACUGUUGACACCGGCCGGUGAUAAGAUGACGGAACCACUGAAGAAACAGAUCUACGGUACACUUGCCGGCAUGUUGGGUCACCCAGAGGACAUCACUCGGUCGGCAGCGGCCGGUUGUUUCGGUGCCCUUUGUCGAUGGUUGAACCCUGACCAGCUGGACGAUGCCAUGAAUUCACACUUACUGAAUGAAGACUACGGCGAAGAUACGAUUCUUCGGCAUGGACGUACAACUGCUCUUUUCGUGAUUCUUAAGGAAUAUCCGGCAGCUGUUUACAUUGACAAGUAUGUGGCUAAAAUCUGCAAAACCAUUAUCACUUCGAUACAGACGGACAAGAUCCAAGUAGCUUUGAAUGGUGUUCGUGCCGCCGGCUACCUUCUCCAGUACGGAAUGUGUACCGAUGAGAUCAAACUUCCCCAGACAAUCAUCGGUCCUUUCGUGAAAUCUAUGAAUCACACGAGCAACGAAGUGAAACAAUUGCUCGCAAAAACUUGCAUUCAUCUGGCGAAAACCGUUCCGGUCGAUCGAACGGCACCGGAGUACCUGCGUCUAGUGAUUCCGAUGCUCGUGAAUGGAACAAAGGAAAAGAACGGUUACGUCAAAUCCAACUCGGAAAUUGCACUAGUCUACGUACUUCGGUUGCGCGAGGGUGACGAAGUACACCAGAAAUGUCUGACACUGCUCGAACUGGGCGCCCGAGAUUCCCUGAGCGAAGUGGUCAGUAAAGUCCUGCGGAAGGUAGCCCUGCAGCCAGUGGGCAAAGAAGAAGAGUUAGAUGACACGAUUCUCACGUGAUUAGGGUGGCCAUCGUUGCCCACAGUAGGAAGACGCAAACAGUAUCAAUUUAGAGAUUCAUCUUCUGGUUGCUCUGUACGACUAGUAAUCGCCAUGUACUGCCGUGUCGCUUCGGUAAUGGACGCAAGCCCACUUUUCCGGAGCACAUGGUACCAUUGGAACAAUAAACAAGAUAAUCGAUAUGAAAACAGUA